Thrips palmi is the source of this 920-nucleotide messenger RNA. RefSeq lists its product as uncharacterized. The coding region runs from base 232 to 870 and encodes 212 amino acids. The transcript is spliced from 3 exons. NCBI's taxonomy places the organism in Eukaryota, Metazoa, Arthropoda, Insecta, Thysanoptera, Thripidae. The record is from RefSeq and is a predicted model, not a curated record.
UCCGAAAAUCGAGCGAAACGGAACGCCGUUUACCGCCAAAUUCUACGGGGUAUUGUUGUCGGAUGUACUAGAGUCCUAUAGCUGGUGAUACGAGAAAAUUUGGAUUGCUGCAAUGGCAAAAGUUGAUUAUGAGCUGAUAGACAUGUCGUCUGGUGGCAUUUACGUUAUUAAAGUGUCGCCGGAAGAGGUCGAUCGCCUAAAUAAUGGUAAGUGUGGUAUCCUUAUGACCUUAUGAACCACCUGUUACUUAUGACAUUUCGCUCCUGGAGGGGCGGCGUUUGUUUUAAAAGUAUUCUAGUGUAUCCACGCCCUAUCAAUUUGAUUUUCAGACGAAGAAAAGAGAUUUCGUCUCAUGAAUAUUUCAAAACGAUAGGAAGAAAGCCGGACCGAAUUUGGGAUAGCCUGGUGGAGGAUUCGGUGCAGUCAACUGAAGAACGCAGGGCCCCUAAGAAAAAGGAAGGUGGUGUUGGUUCAUGGGAUGAUGGAGCUCAGUGGGCCCUCAUGCACGAAUUGGUGCCCCACAGACUCAAAUUGCGUACACAAAGAUAUAGUGUCGAUGUUUGGGAAAUAGUUUCUCAAAAAAUGCAAACAUCCCACAACCUACAUGAGGUAUACACUCCAGAUCAAAUUGCUGAGAAGGUAAGGCUCAUGAAAAGAACGUUGAGGGAUGUGAAGAAUGGUAAAAGGAAGACAGAAUGGCCUUUCACUGAGGUAAUGAUUCACAUCUUUGAAAAGCCUAUUGAGGAGGAUGAGGAUGAAGGUGAUUUCACAUUCAGUGUUGGUUCCUUCAACAGUUACUUGAAUGGUAUGCCAGCUGGAGCCAACUCAUCUUCAAUUUCAGCAGAGCAGCGAGUGUUCGGACAGAGCUGAAUCUUGCGCCACAACAGAAUGUCGCACCAGAUCAAAAUGUCCCAUCAGAG